AUGAUCCACGGUCCAGAUGGAUUCUGCCUUGCUUUCAACAACCUCGCAGAUACGAUAUACGUCCCAAGAUACAUCCCACGAUUUCCUCGAUUCUUCUGUGCACACUUUCACACAGCGGAAGGAAGCGAAGACCGCAUGGUGAUCAAGAAGUCGCGAAUCGAUUCAUUUGGUCUAAGGGCACUGGCUCAAACGAACUUGGAAGAUUAUCCCGACCUGGACGAGCUUGUCAUUAAAAUUCAUUUCAAUGCUCCUCCCAUCGACGAUCCAAACGAGAAGGUCUUUCUUGUUGGGAAGGAUGAAUUCGAUUUGAUGGAGAAUUGGGAGGAGGUCAAGCCACGCUCGGUCUAUGAUGUUGACGUCCCCGAGCCUGAGGACAGGAAUUUCUGCGUUCCCAUCACCCCAGAGACCUUGGCUACAACAGCCAUCAAUCCAAGGGUUAUCUCUUUGGCUACUGAGCCUUGCUCUGAUGACAAUGCUUGUUGCUACAAGGCUCCAAAGAGGCAGCCAUGGCGUAGACGACGUUUCAGGGCAGCUGGGUGA
Molecule: messenger RNA, 540 nt
Organism: Mollisia scopiformis
Lineage: Eukaryota; Fungi; Ascomycota; Leotiomycetes; Helotiales; Mollisiaceae
Exons: 2
Coding region: 1-540 (179 amino acids)
Source: RefSeq, a predicted model, not a curated record